ACAAAAACAUAAUCAUCCAUAUUCAUAAGCCUUGCGGUAUAAGAACAUACAUAUGUAUGUCCGGUUAAGCGUUUAAAUGUGAAAUUGAAAACAAAUAACUAUUUGACAAAAUAACUAGUAAGCAAAGUGGUAACCGCCAUGUCAAAACUCCACCCUUUCGCUUUUCGCCCGAGGGCAUUUCUUGUUUUGGGUAUUUAUUUGUUAAUACGAUAUUUACGCCCCCUUAAAUGGAAAUGGGAAAAUUUCCAAUCAAAACAACAUUGCCAGUGUUAGUGGUAACCGUAUCACGUACUGUGUUAACGGAAGAAAUAAAUAUUUCAGGCACAAUUUCGGGGGCGGCAACGGCAUCCACUUAUCGUGACCCUUGUUCCUCUAUUACUUUUCGAGUGGCUCAUGUAUAUAAGUUGGAGCGGAAGCCGAACCUGGUUGAAAACACAUCAUGGACUCCAGCUACUUUGCCGUUCAGAGGAGAGCUCUGGAAAUCGUCGGAUUCGAUCCCAGUUCUCCACAACUGAGACUGAAACAUCCCAUUUGGGCGGGGAUACUCGUCCUAUCCCUGGUUUCCCACAACUGGCCCAUGGCGGUGUAUGCUCUGCAGGAUCUAUCGGACUUAACCCGUCUCACGGACAACUUUGCGGUGUUUAUGCAGGGAUCGCUGAGCACCUUCAAAUUCCUGGCCAUUGUGGCGAAACGAAGGCGUAUUGGUUCUUUGAUUCACCGAUUACAUAAGCUUAAUGAGGAGGCAGCUGCUACAACCAAUCAGCUGGAAAAACUGGAGAGGGAAAACCAACUGGACAGGUAUGUCUCCAGAUCCUUCAGAAAUGCUGCCUACGGAGUGAUAUGGGCCUCAGCCAUAGCUCCCAUGUUGAUUGGCCUGUUGGGAUAUAUAAGAACGGGAUUAUUCACACCAACCACACCCAUGGAAUUCAAUUUCUGGCUUGAUGAGCGUAACCCCAAAUUUUAUUGGCCCAUCUACGUUUGGGGCGUUUUGGGCGUGGCAGCGGCCGCCUGGUUGGCCAUUGCAACGGACACUCUAUUCUCCUGGCUGAUUCACAAUGUGGUGGUUCAGUUUCAGCUCCUAGAAUUGCAUCUCAAAAAGAAGGAUCAAACUCAAGGAGAUGUUCACCUAACCCAAAGCAUCCAUCGCCAUCGUUUGGCCCUUGAAUUAGCAAAGGAAUUAAGUUCGAUUUUUGCCGAGAUCGUUUUCGUGAAGUACAUGCUAAGUUAUCUGCAACUCUGCAUGUUGGCCUUUCGUUUUAGCCGCAGUGGCUGGAGUGCCCAAGUGCCAUUUAGAGCCACCUUUCUGGUGGCCAUCAUCAUCCAACUCAGUUCGUAUUGCUAUGGUGGAGAAUAUCUAAAGCAGCAAAGUUUGGGAAUAGCACAGGUGGUCUAUGAUAAUUGUAAUUGGCCAGAAAUGGAGCCUAAACAACGAAGACUUUGGCAAAUGAUGAUCAUGAGGGCUCAGCGACCGGCAAAGAUUUUUGGCUACAUGUUUAAUGUGGAUCUGCCACUGCUACUUUGGGUCAUCAGAACCGCAGGCUCGUUUUUGGCAAUGCUAAGGACUUUCGAGCGUUCUCCUGCUUAAUUUUAAAUAUAUAUUUUCGUUUUGCCUACAUUUUAAUAUAAAAUUCAAAAGUAGUGAGAGUAAUGGGAUGAUCGAACUUUAAGCUCUAGGUUAUAAACAAUAAUUUGGAUAGAAUUUUAAGCCACGUGUAUACUUCUUUUAAGAGAAAACGACAAAAGUUUGCACAUUUUUGGAGCUGGUAAACAUUUUGUGCCUCGAGACGAAAACCCUAAUUAGUUGGCAUUUGAUUUCUGCAGUAUCCGUGUAUAUGUUUUGGACAUGGGCUUCAGCUAAACGCCCGGGGAAUCUUUUGCCGAAUGCAGUAAGCACAUACACACUUGCCACAGGGCGAUGCCACUGCAGGCGGAGAAUAUGAAAUUCAUGAGCGAAUUCCACAAAGGCAGCCGAACAAGCUGAACACCAGAACCAUGUGUGUGUGGCAGGCGGGAGGGUAUAAAUAUAGUAGAUAUAUGUAUACACCAGGUAGCCGGAGUCGGAAUUUGUUAACUGAAAGUA
Molecule: messenger RNA, 2080 nt
Organism: Drosophila rhopaloa
Lineage: Eukaryota; Metazoa; Arthropoda; Insecta; Diptera; Drosophilidae
Gene: Or45a
Product: odorant receptor 45a
Exons: 2
Coding region: 440-1585 (381 amino acids)
Biological process (GO): detection of chemical stimulus involved in sensory perception of smell; sensory perception of smell
Cellular component (GO): plasma membrane
Molecular function (GO): odorant binding; olfactory receptor activity
Source: RefSeq, a predicted model, not a curated record